This is a messenger RNA of Linepithema humile (Argentine ant), 1693 nucleotides long. RefSeq lists its product as uncharacterized. Lineage: Eukaryota; Metazoa; Arthropoda; Insecta; Hymenoptera; Formicidae. The record is from RefSeq and is a predicted model, not a curated record. Gene Ontology annotation, molecular function: oxidoreductase activity.
GCAGAAAUGCAACAGUUUGUAUUUAACUGAAGCAAGAGCUACAAGCAACAGCGUGUUCUAAUUCAUGCAGUCUAAGGUCUACGACUGAUUGCCUGAGACUUUCUCAUCAAAAUAAACGAAUGCAGCAGUAAUACCGGCAGCAAGAAAACUUAAAUAUCCAUUCUACAACAGAAGAGUCAAGGAAAUUGCAACAGCUGCUCUCUACACGAACGGCACCGAGCAUUUAUAAAAAGAGCUCCAAAACAAUUCUAAUAAAAAGCAACAUGGAAAAUAAUUGCAAGAAAGAAAGUGACAACACAGGCAAAUGUUUUACAAACACCUCUGAGUAUUCAGACGAAUUUGACUGUGUCACCAACCAGUACAGAGAGUUCAUAAAAUUAUGCAAGAAAGAGCUCGACAACGACAAAUUGCCGAAAAACUUCGAUAACUGGGCAAUCACCGAGCAAUACGAUCACCUGAUAAGCAACGCGAGCAAAUACUUCACAAACAUACCUGAAUCCCUCAGGUUUAUUCUGCCGGCGGUCUUUGAGGACGGAGAUUGCGGCCGACCGGCCGACGAGAGGCCGGAAUGGUUGGACAUGGAUAAGUUUCGCCGAGGACAGGAAUUCGCCCUGCGUUACUUCAGCAUGCUCUCCAUAAGCAUGUUGAUGGGCCUGCUCGAGGUAUUCGUCUUCACCGACGGGCUGAAGGUGCUGAUCCUGAGCCAAAAGUCCAACACGCCGUAUCGUGCCUUCCAGCGAUACUUGUCGACGAUCAGUCGCUUCAGGAAUUGGUACACGAGCGAUCCUUGGUGUCCAGGAACCCAGGCUUACCGCGACAUCCAGGCGGUGCGGAGGAUGCACCGCUCCAUGAGACGCAAGCUGUGCAGCAUGGACGACAAGACGUUCCAGGAGACCAGCAAGGUGCCGAACUCCCACUGUCCCGUAAUGGGCGCGAUCGCGACGGAGUUCGCGAACACAUGCCCGAGGACGAAGAACAUGCAGUGUCCGUACACAAUGAUGCAAAUGAGGGCGAUCAAUCAGGGUGACAUGUCCGGCACGCAGUUCGCUUGCAUGGGUCUGACGGUGCUCUACCCGGAGAAGUUCGGGGUGCACGUCAGCGAGGAAGACCUGGAGGCGUUCUGUCACCUCUGGCGCGGCUUGGGCUACCUUCUGGGCAUCGAGGACCAUUACAACUUUUGUCGCGGCACUCUGCCGGAGGUGCGCAAACGCGCCGAGGACUUCGUCGAGCACUGGAUGAAGCCGAACUUCCGCACGCUCACGUUGGAAUGGCAACACAUGACCAAGUGUCUUUUUCAGGGCAUAGGCAGCAUCAUUUACUUUAAUAAUUACAAGCUGAUUUUGAUGCGCCUCUGCGAUAUAUACAAACUUGAUAUGUCUGGUCUCUACAAAACCUUCAGUCCAUUGGAGAAAAUAAUGUAUGCGCUAAUGAAGUUUCUGCUUGCCUACUUGAUAUUAUUACCGGGUGUCCUCUUCGUCAUGAACUCGAUCGUUCACGUAUCUCUAGAUCAGGCGAGCAAAUCUGAAGCCAGAAAGCAAGGCGAGAGAUUGCUGAAGAGGCAACCAUCCAAAAUGGUUUCGAAAUUUUCUCUCAUACUUUAGGUUGCUCAACUUUAGAUCUAAGGUCUUUUGUGAUAUAUCAAGUUUCUUCAAUGUUUUUUAGUUAUUAUGAUAAAUAUAAAUCGUUCAACAAG